GUACCUCGUCCAGCCGGAGACCGUCUGCAGUAUCAGCCGAACAGAGAGAUGUCGCGCCUUUUGCUGCUGCUCGUAGGGUCCUAUCUGCUCGUGUUCUGCGCGCAACAAGUCGCCGCCGAAGACGACUCCAACCCGGACGAUGACGACGACUCCGAUGACGGAAGGCCGUGUCCAGAAUGGCAGCCCGAGGGUCCUGAGGGAGGGGAGGAGCCUGAAGGGAUCAGCGGUAUCAACUUAACGUCGCAAGAAACCGAGGACGCACCUCCUAGCCAGGCUGAUAGGGCCGCUUCGAGGCACAGGGCCCUUGCGAGGACAGCCGCCCAUGCCAAAGCCGCCAAAGCCAGGACAGCAGGCAAAGCCAGGACCGCCGCCAAAGCCAGGACAGUUGCCAAGAAAGCCGGCAGAACAGUGGUGAAAGCUGCCGGCACCCACCACCAGUGAUCUACAAUAUGUCCCUUCUGUAAACAACCAGUGAAUGCAAUCCAUCACUGCGGUGAAACUAGUAACUUAUGUAUCACAAUUGUAAUAAGUUAUUAAAGGACGAUUGUUGCAUUUUA
Schistocerca cancellata (South American locust) is the source of this 557-nucleotide messenger RNA. RefSeq lists its product as uncharacterized. The record is from RefSeq and is a predicted model, not a curated record. The transcript is spliced from 2 exons. Bases 49 to 441 code for a protein of 130 amino acids. NCBI's taxonomy places the organism in Eukaryota, Metazoa, Arthropoda, Insecta, Orthoptera, Acrididae.